GCCAUCACCACUCAGCUCUCUGAAUAAAUGCUCCACCUGUGCUGGUCUAAUUAGGUUGUAACACAGCACCAGCUGUCUUCAAUCACCUAAUUGCAUCAGAGUAGCAGACUCAGAAAGGUUUUACUAUCCUCACCUGCACUUUUCUUAUGGUUCAUGGCUUUCAAACCUUGAGGAGAGAAAAAAAAGGGAGUAUGGUUGAUUGUUUUCUGGGCUGGUAGUUUUAAUCAACCGUCUGCUGUUGUGUCUGCUGAGAGUGACUGCUGGAGUUGAAUUUUCUACCAUGGCUCUUCCAUUUGGGGUGUCUUGGCUUUGCUCUCUGUUGUUUUGGGACUGCAUUGGCUUUACUACUCAAAAAGGUUACAAUACUGCACAUGGCUACUCUCUCGAUAGUGAUGACUUCGGUAGCGAUGAAAGUGGGCCUCGCACACAAACUUCAAACAUGUUUGAUUCUGGAGAACCUUUAUUCACCAACCAAGAAUCUGUCAGUCCAAGGGAUGAAAUGCAAGCUCUGAGACGCCACAGCUUUAUUUCCCUUCAAGGAGAACCAGAGAACCAUGAGGAUUUUAGCUCUGUUACUGGCCUCAGUGAAGACGUGGUACAAAACAACCCAGACUCAGAACAUGUCCCUGCCCCCUCAGUGCAGAAAUAUGAGCAUAAAGGAGCUGGUAAUCAACACCCCUUUGGCCUUUUAGUUGAUGAGCACACACAAGCGAAACCUAUGGAGGGGACUAGUUUUCAGACAGUCAAAGAUUUCAAACGGUUUAUAGAAAAACUGAAGAGUUCAUUUUUGAUUCCAGGAGGUGCCUUUGGUCCACAUUUUCAAACUGCACGGGAAACUUUGAAAAAUGAGAUGGCUGCUAAUGCUCAAAAUAUAAAGGGGGAGACGGACAUGGGCUAUAGGUCUAAUUAUACAAAAGAAGUAACCGCCCAUGAUGACGCCAGUGAAAAUGAAGUUUGGAGUGAAGCUAUGAAUACAGCGUUUGAACAAAGUGAAAAUGGCGCCAAUUACCAAAUGCCAGGUGAAAAUUCCUCUGUCCCAGAUCCUGACAACUCCACUGAAAGACUCACUUAUUCCAGUGUUUAUGACAACCAAGACUCUGGCCCAGGGUCUGCUCUCUACCCACGCCACCCAGAGCAUGUUUCAGGUAAUUACGGUAGUUUUGAUAGUUUUGGGGAAAACCCUGAUAUUUUUACAAGUGCUUCUUAUAAGCAAAAUGAAGACUUCCAGUCAAAAAACUUCAAUCUCCCUGAACAAAUACCUUCUGGCUCAUACUAUGGAGAUGAUUUGUAUUUUGAUGGCUAUGUGACGGCCCCCCCUGUCAGCCUUCCAUACAGCCCAUCUCAAGAUUUAAGCUACUACUCAAGCCAGAGAUCCAAUAUAAAGCCUUUAACCUCUAAGGUUAUCCAACAACCAAAAUAUACAUCUCACACUGGUGGCUUUGAACUUGGUGAAGAUUUCCAAAGUGAGGAGCUAGGCAGAGUGAACUCAGCCAAUGACCUGUCUGCACCAAUGCCCAGAUCUUUGAAUUCCUAUGCAAAAAGUGUACAUGUCAAUCCACCGAAAGGUCAAUACUACAUCCCAUAUCAGUUACCAAAACAUAGGGAAAGCCCAGCCCAACCAUUGGAGGCUUAUCAACCCACUGAAAACAAGCAAUCAAAGGCUAUAAACCACUCUCCCACCUCCCACCUGCUUGUAUCUUCUGGUUCUGUUUCUUCAAGCUCUGAUAACAUCUUGCCAAAGACAAGUAGCGGUCAUGUAGGAGUUCAAACAAGUAGCCCACAUGAUGCUCAGCCUCAAGCUUUCAACAAAAAGCAGCCAGUCAGAUUCUACCGACUGUUUACUAGGAAACCUUUCAGCUUGCUUCAAGACUCAAGUGGACAUGGUGGCUAUCUCAGAGACCAGACAGUCGAUGUUAGCCCUCCUUUCAACCUGACUGCAAAAGACGGGGAGAAAUCAAACCUCUCCCAGCUAAAUCAAGCCGCUGGCACUCAGGGACCAAAACGAAUGGCUGACAAUACCAUAAUUAUUCCCAUUUCUAGUGGCUUAGAUUCAACUCAGAGUGGGAUCUCAUCCUGGGCCAGAGAUGAUGUGCAUUUGAACUCUCUUACUAACUUGGCUCCGACCUCAGCUUCAGAGAAGGCCUAUUCAAGAUUUUUUGGCAAUGAUAUACAUGGUGUCAGAAACCCCCAGGGCUUAUAUUCUAACCCACUACGACGAGGUCUUUCUGCAAACAAAGCUCUGCAGACCUCCAUAAAACCAAACAAAGAACAACAGACUCCAGCCAAUGUGAAUAAAGAGCCUCGUAUUGUGGCCAACCUGCAUCUUAAACCACUGUCUGCAUCCAAGGUUUCUGAUUCUACUUUCAGUGAUAUAUUUUGGAGGAAUGGUGGACACAACAAAAGGCUUCCUUCUCAAAUGGGCCCAAACAGGUCACCACCAUUUGUAAAGGCAUAUGUUCACAAGUCCAGAAAUGAUUACAAAAGGAAGAGACUAUCUCUAUCAAAGACCCAUUAUUCACCAUAUCAGGUGGAUGAAUACAAGAACAAUGUUUAUCGCAAUGUAAAGGAUUUGAAGAACAAUAAAGAAGGAUUGAAACUCUUCAAGUGAAGCACAACAUGGAUCUGCUGCCAUCUUCAUCUUCAAGGAAAUCCUUGAUAAAGUAAUCCCAUCACCAUGUGAUGAUCACAACUGUAAUACUGUAGGCAUACCUGAAGCAAGAGCUUGUUAAAUUGUUCCUGUAACAGCAGUAGGCCUUUUCGAAGAGGCAAAGGGACAUCUAGAGAGGCAUACAGAUCAGCAGUU
Molecule: messenger RNA, 2803 nt
Organism: Gymnodraco acuticeps
Lineage: Eukaryota; Metazoa; Chordata; Actinopteri; Perciformes; Bathydraconidae
Exons: 5
Coding region: 281-2608 (775 amino acids)
Source: RefSeq, a predicted model, not a curated record